AUGUUUCCUUCACAACAAAAUUUUGAUCUGAGAUCUCAGGACACUUCAAUUUUUCAAGAAGAUCUAGCAAACGAAAAGUAUAUUUUUGCAGAUGAUCAAGAUUUAUCGGUGCUGGCUGGAAAUUGUUGUGUUUCCAGUCCUAAAGACACAAAAAAGAGGCAAAGAAAAACAUCAUCAUAUAAUCAAGAAAACAAGGAAGGGGCUAGAGCUGAUAACAAGGGCAAUAAAAUCCUGCAUAGAGAAUUUGAAAAGCAAAGAAGGAAAAAAAUGGCAAACCUUUAUGCUUCUCUUCGAGCACUUCUUCCUCUUGAGUAUAUCAAGGGGAAGCGUGCAGUAUCUGAUCACAUGAACGGGGCUGUGAAUUACAUAAAAGACAGUCAGAGGAAUAUCCAAGAACUGUGCUUGAGGAGAGACAAGUUGAAGAGAUUGUCUACUUCAGGAUCCAUUUCUGCUGAUUUGCCUAAUAAUCAUGUGACGGUGAGCCGUCUCCGACAUGGGGUGGAGAUUUUGAUAAACAGUAGCUCGAAAGAGGGAGGGUUUCCUCUGCCAAGAGUGCUUGUAGAACUGAUUAGAAGAAAGCACAAUGUAGUAACCUCUGUUUCUACAAGAGUAAAUGACAGGUUCCUCCACAGAAUCCAGAUUGAGGCCACGGUCAGCGAUCUAACAUUUAUUGAUCUAUCAUCUCUGCAAGAGAGUCUGAAUAAUGUGAUUAAUCUAUAG
Fraxinus pennsylvanica is the source of this 720-nucleotide messenger RNA. The record is from the annotation of a GenBank genome assembly. NCBI's taxonomy places the organism in Eukaryota, Viridiplantae, Streptophyta, Magnoliopsida, Lamiales, Oleaceae.